AUGGCCGAGGCAGAUUUAAAAACCAAAAUAACACAGUUGCAAAUGGCAACCGAGAAAAGUGAUGCAAUUCUUAAUGGAAACAAGAAACGAGCGAUUGCCAGACACGGAGAGAGCUUGAAAGAAACAAUAGCUGCGGUAAAUAAAUUGCGAUUAACAGUCGAAGCAGAGAAAAUUUCCAAAGGAACAAGUGCCGAGGAGAUCGAAGAGUGGAAUAAAACCGUAGAGAAUACGAUGGAAAAAGCCGACGGUAUGGUUGAAAUUUUAGAGCAAUGGUUAGACGAACAAGAUGCGAGAAAGGAGAAAAUACAACUCGAGGAGAAAGCAGAAAGAGAGGAAAUAGAACGGGAAAAACAACUACAAUUUGAGCUAAAAUUACACGAAGCUAAGGUGAAAUUACAAUCUGAAAUUACACCGGAA
Messenger RNA from Paramuricea clavata, 417 nucleotides. The record is from the annotation of a GenBank genome assembly. Lineage: Eukaryota; Metazoa; Cnidaria; Anthozoa; Malacalcyonacea; Plexauridae.